UGUCUUUUUGGAGAUGGAAUCAAACUCCCAAUUCCUCACAAAUCAACAAAUUGAAACAAGAAUUGAAGAAGCAGCAACAUUAAUUAACGUGCAAAACGAAGUACGAGCUCAAAUUAUUGAAAAAAUAGCAGAAAAGAAGUCAGAUAAAUAUUUUUUACUUGAAAGAUUGAAGGAGCUAUUGCCUGACGAAUAUAUAAUAUGGACAAUAGAGUGGGAAAGAUAUGACUAUGAUUUACAAUAUAUUUGGGAUACAAAAACUCUCACUUCAGUAGAAAAGGAACCUUUAUCUAUUAAGACUUUGUGUUACAAAACACAACAUGGGAGUAAAACUUUGGCUGAUGAAAAGAGGAUUUUUAGGGAAAUGAGAAGAGCAAAGGAAAUAGGAAGGGAAAUUAUAAGUCCUACAGACACAAAAAUGAAUCAAAAUCAGGUCACAUUUACUGAAAUACAGAAUAUGAGGAGAGAAAAGAGAAUUUUCAAUCACAAUGUGGAGAAUCUCAAGAAAGAAUUGGAAUCUAUUAAAAAUGAGAUUAAAUCUUUGGAAAAUAGUUUAUAUGCCAUAAAUCAAAAGAAGGGGGAAAUAUAUGCUGCCAUUCUUCAGCUUAAAAAGCAAAACUACACUUCUUAGUUAACAAACUAUUUUUAUGCUAUGUAGUUCAUUUUUAUCAGUUCAUGUGUCAUUUUUUUUUAUGAAUAUUUGGUUAUUGUAAUGUUUGAUAUUGUUAUUUUAAAUAUUUUGUGCCCUUUAGUUGUACCUUAUAAUAAAAAUUAAAAUUUUUAUUCACGC
This is a messenger RNA of Solanum verrucosum, 787 nucleotides long. RefSeq lists its product as uncharacterized. The record is from RefSeq and is a predicted model, not a curated record. The transcript is spliced from 4 exons. Lineage: Eukaryota; Viridiplantae; Streptophyta; Magnoliopsida; Solanales; Solanaceae. Bases 14 to 628 code for a protein of 204 amino acids.